This is a messenger RNA of Tetranychus urticae (two-spotted spider mite), 2890 nucleotides long. RefSeq names its product AP-3 complex subunit beta-2. The record is from RefSeq and is a predicted model, not a curated record. Lineage: Eukaryota; Metazoa; Arthropoda; Arachnida; Trombidiformes; Tetranychidae. Gene Ontology annotation, cellular component: AP-3 adaptor complex; membrane coat. Gene Ontology annotation, biological process: intracellular protein transport; vesicle-mediated transport.
UGAACCGUCCCUUGUUUGUAUGUAUGGCAGGGUGCAUUUGACGUUGUCAGUCAUCUAAUCAUUUUUAAUUUAAUUAUUAUUUAUAAUUUAUACUUUAUUUAGUGAUAAUUUUUUUGUAAUCAUCCGUGAUGUCCUCAGCUGUAUCAUUCGAGUAUCAAAUUCACAAGGAGUCCAAUGUAGAGUUAAAUCUGUCAGAUAAUAAUGAGUAUGCCAAUUAUGGAGGCGGUGGAAAUGACUAUUCAAGUUAUGGUAACUCCAAUAUUAAUUAUACAAGCAACUUUACUCAGAUGGACAGUGCUUCAAUCAUUCCUGCUUUCCCGUCUAGAAAUGAAGACCUAAAGUCAAUGCUAGAGAGCAAUAAAGAUGGGCCCAAAGUGGAGGCGAUGAAACGCCUGAUUGCUAUGAUUGCCAAAGGACGAGCUUCAUCUGACACUGCUGCUCGUGAACUAUUUCCUCAUGUUGUAAAAAAUGUUGUCACAAAAAAUGCUGAGCUCAAAAAGCUGGUCUAUCUUUACCUAACUCGAUAUGCUGAGCAGGAACAGGAUUUGGCGCUUCUGUCCAUAUCAAGCUUCCAAAGAUCUCUUAAAGAUCCUAAUCCCCUGAUACGGGCUUCAGCUCUUCGUGUUCUCUCAUCUAUUCGAGUUCCUAUGAUUUCUCCCAUCAUGUUAAUCGCAAUCAAAGAUUGUUCAAAUGAUAUGUCUGCCUACGUUAGGAAAACAGCAGCCCAUGCCAUCUCCAAAUUAUUUCAUCUAGAUCCCGAUUUGAAAGAUGAAAUUAUUUCCGUUAUUGCCCGCUUACUCCAAGAUAAAACUUCUUUGGUUCUUGGCUCAGCUGUUGCCGCUUUUGAGGAUAUUUGUCCUGAUCGUUUUGACUUGAUACACUCCAAUUAUCGUAAAUUUGUUUCUCUUAUGCCUGACUUUGAUGAAUGGGGCCAAGUUAUUCUGAUAAAUAUGUUAAUCCGUUACGGAAGAACUCAAUUUUUAAACCCUAAUCGUGAAGAAGCAGAGGAAGUUAAAGAUUCUGAUGAUAUUUCAGGACUUAUUUCUCUUGACCCAGAUCAUCGACUGUUAUUGAGAAAUGCAAAACCUUUGCUCCAAUCACGGAACUCAGCAGUAGUUAUGGCCGUUGUGCAAUUAUAUUUAGCAUUGGCGCCUGAUUCAGAAGUGAACACUUUAAUUGUUAAACCCUUAAUUCGUUUACUCCAUUCUCACCCGGAAAUCCAGAUUAUAGUCUUGUCAAACAUUGUCACUCUCACCGGACCUUGUAAACCAGAAAAUGGUACAUCUAGAUCCAUGAAGCCUCUCUUCGAACCAUAUUUAAAAUCAUUUUUCAUAAAAUCUCGUGACUCAACGCAAAUUAAAAUACUUAAACUUUCCAUCUUAACUAAUCUAUCAAGCUCAAGUAACAUACCUUUGAUUUUGAGAGAAUUUCAAGCUUAUAUUCACAAUUAUCAAGCAGAUAUGGAAUUUGUUUCUGCAACAAUUCAAGCAAUUGGACGAUGUGCCUCAAGGAUAAAAGAAGUAGCACCAGUUUGUUUAAAUGGAUUGAUUUCUCUUCUUUCAAAUCGAAAUGAGGCCAUAGUUGCUCAAAGUAUUAUUGUCAUUCGUACUCAAAUCAUACGAAAGGAAAAGGAGAAAGAGAAAGAGAAAGAGGUGGGCAAAGAGUCAACAGAAGAAGUCAAAGAAGAGGAUGACGAUGAAGAUGAAUUGGAGAACUCAAUUGACUCUAUUACUAAAGCUGAUUCAAUUGUGACUAUGAUAAUCAAACAAGUGAUUCGUUUGAUUGACAAAAUAGAAACUCCUCAUGCACGAGCCACCAUUUUAUGGAUAUUAGCCGAAUUUUGUGAUAAAAAUGACAAAUCAUUAGAAGUUUCGCCGGAUGUUAUGAGAAUAAUUGCAAAGACUUUUUGUAAUGAAUCAAACCUAGUGAAAUUACAGGCAAUGAACUUAGCAUCUAAGUUAUACCUCAUGGUGAUUGCCAGUGAUUGUGAAGUUUUCAACGAAAAAGAAAAGACUCGAAUCAAAGCAUUGGUUAAUUAUGUUUUCAACUUGGCUAAAUAUGAUGUUAAUUAUGACGUUAGAGAUAAAGGACGCUUUUUAAAGGGUUUAAUCAAUGCGUGUGAAACAGAAGAAGGAAAAAAGUUAACAAAAAGGAUACUCAUGUCACCAAAAGUGUCACUUCAAUCAGACCAAACUGAAUCAUUUGUUGAAUAUUCUUCUAAAUUUAGAAUCGGAACACUUUCACAUUUUCUCGAUAAAAAAGUGAGUGGUUACGAAGAAUUACCAGAUUUUCCAACUGAACAACCAGAUACCAGUGUGAGACAUAAACCAGUAUCUGAAGAACCUCCUCCACCAGUGCUGUUGAAAAAUGAAAAUAACUUCUUCACAGAUAGCAGCUAUUCUGACGAGGACGAUGAAGAAGAUGAUGAUGAUGACGAUGACGAAGAUGAUGAUGAUGAUGAUGAUGAAGAAGAAGAUGACGAUGAUGACGACGAGGAUGAUGAUGAUGAUGAUGAUGAAGAGGAAGAGGAAAGUGAUGACGGAGAGGAGGAGGAAGAAGAAGAAGAAGAUGAAGGUGACGACGAUGAUGAUGAUGAUGAAUAUAAUGAGGCCGAUGAUGGAGAUAAAGCAGGAGUUGAAGAUGGUGAUAAAGACGCUAUUAAAGGCGCUGAUAAAGGCAGUGUUAAAGAAAGCGACAAUGUUGGUGAAAAUAUUGGCAACAAACUUGAUAAGGAUAUUUGAUUGAUCACCAAAGUUUAACAAAUUUAUAGACCAUAUUAAAGUCAACUUGCAUACAAUGUGAUGUGGCUAGAACACUCAAUAUCUUGACUUUGGGUUGAGUGUAAAUAAAUAUUGAUAAUUAAAAUUAAUAUUGAAACUUUCUAUUGAAA